Marchantia polymorpha subsp. ruderalis is the source of this 3474-nucleotide messenger RNA. The record is from the annotation of a GenBank genome assembly. Lineage: Eukaryota; Viridiplantae; Streptophyta; Marchantiopsida; Marchantiales; Marchantiaceae.
UACCGAAAUCUCAAUCCUGGUUUCAGACUCAAGCAUGUGAAUAUUUAUAGCACCCCUCCGACGCUUUCUCAAAACAGUCUGAUCAUGAUUUCCAUCAGCCACGGAGGGGAUUCAGGAACAGGGGCCAUGGGAGAAUCACUGCAUUUUCGUUGCGAGCUGCGAUUGAUUCCCCAGUGAUUCCUCGUGCAUUAUAAUUUCCGCCCUCUUCAGCAUGCACACUCAGCCCCAGCCUUAAGAUUUGGAUUGAAUGUUGGGAAGAAAAGCCUGCUGCUCUCUGUCUACACGCACUAGCUACUGCAUAUACGAUCGCUAUCAAUGCAGAUUUGCUGUACAUUGAGAUGCACGACUUUUGAUUUAAGGUCUGGGCCAGCGAGGGAGCGGUGAGCGGGAUGGAAUCAGAGCUCUUCGUCAGUUUGGAGAAAGUGAACUUCUGCUGGAAGAGUCGGUAGGCAAACAGAGACGCAGAGCAAGAGAGAGAUAUUGCGGCUAAAGGCUCGUGAUUCGUCUCAUUAUCUGAGUCCAGGCCUGUGACAUAUGCAAGUUAUGACAGAGGCAGUGUUGAUUUUCAAAUUUCUUUUAUUUCACGCUUCCAGUUAUAAAAGAGGGUUGGGAGACAGCAGUGACAUGUGAGUAGCGGUAAAAUCUCCAAAGAAGGACAUGUCGUUCCCAGUUAUAGGCUGGACAACAUUGUAUGCGGGGUACAACCACCCCUGCUGAUUAUGGCGAAGCAACUGCCGCACAUUCCAAUCUUCUUCUUGCAGCAGUACAUGAGACCAGAGUUAUAGAGAGUUUCUGAUCAUUGAACUCCGGAGGUAACACUUUCAAACUGCGAGUGUAGACCGUCUUGUCUCAGCUCUCUGCCUGUCCCCAGAGUUUGUAGGUUCUCAGAGUUCUAAUAUUGAGCUCACAGUCCAUACACCUUACUCCUGGAAACUGAAGUUGCGUUUGCUCGAGAAAACCAUUUCUGUACACCGAGAGCUCUCACUCAGCAUUGGACUUCACACUCUGAUCCGGAGAAGUAUAUGCGGAUCGACACGUUUUAUCUUUUGACACUGGUAGUCUGAUAAAACAUAGCAGCUCGAAGAUUGAAGCUCUACAAUGUGACAUUCCAGGCAGAUGAUAGAGCUAACUAUACUCCACGUGUAAACUACUAACGUCUGUCGGUCUCUGAUACUCCGUAGCAGAAUCUGAGUGGAUUUUAUUUAGACUGGUUAUUUUGUCCAGGUGAGCUGAUCUGAACUAGCAAUCGAUCGAGUAUGAGUGCCGAGGCAAUGUCGUGCCUGACCAGUAUUAGCAACGGCACACGUUUCGCCAACGUGUGCCCCGAAGAUGUUUCUUUCGGCAGGGACUGGAGAUCGUCCGGAAGUACCUCCUUGGGACUACUUUUGGUCGUCACUGUGUAUAUUGUCUUCCACCAGUACAAAUUUCGCAACCCCAAAGGACCCUGGGUUUGGCCUAUUCUCGGCAAUAUGCCCGACUUCAUUCAAAAUGUCCACCGGCUGUACGACUGGAUGGCUGAGAUGCAGCUCGAGCAUGGGGGGACAGUUGACCUCACCUUCUUCUUCCCGUUCGGUGAUCUGCAAAAAGUCAACACUGCCCGACCAGAGAAUGUCGAGUACAUCACCCAGACGCAUCACGAAAAUUUCAUCAAGAGUGAUCAGAACAUGGACCUCUUCCGCGAACUUUUGGGACACGGAAUAUUCAACACUAACGGCGAGAGGUGGCGGAUUCAGCGAAAGAUCAUAGCCCCCAUGUUCACGAUGGUGGUGUUACGUGAGUCUACGCUCCCUCUGCUAAGAUCCGGAUUGGAGACGAAGCUUCUUCCCAUUGUCAAGGAGGGAGCUGAGACGGGAAUGGUUAUGGACUUGCAGCAAAUUCUCUUCCGCUUUGGAUUUGACUCCGUCUGCGGCACUGUAUUGGGGCUCGAUCCGAAAUCUCUGGCGAAGGGCUUCCCGUCUGUUCCGUUCGCCGAAGCUUGGGACACAGUGACCUCAACUAAUCAGGAGCGAUGUUUCACUCCCAAGUUUAUUUGGCAGAUCAAAAGAGCGUUGCAGGUCGGGUCGGAGGGACGUUUCCUGAAAGCUUUGAAAGUGGUGGAUGAAACGAUCACCAAGACCAUUAAAGCUCGGCGAGCGCAGCUGGAGCAGGGGAUCGGCUUGGAGAGAUUGGACCUACUGACUAAGUUCAUGAAGCUAAGCGAUGAAGAAGGGAAAUCUCCUGACGACCAGUUUCUGCGAGAUACUACGACGAACAUGCUCCUGGCAGGACGAGAUACCGUGUCUAUGCAGGUCAACUGGUUUUUGUGGCUAGUCACCCAGCACCCGGAGGUCGAGGCAAACAUCGUGAAAGAGCUCAAUGAAAUCAAACUUCAAAGAAGCCCCGAGAGGCAACAAGAUGCCACCUUCUCCUUCGUCGAGCUCGGGAAGAUGACAUAUCUCCAUGCUGCGCUGAAUGAGGCUGCGCGCUUGUAUCCGAGUCUCCCGUGGGACUUCAGGUUUGCAGUGGAAGAUGACGUGCUUCCCGACGGUGUGAAAGUCAAGAAGGACCAGGGAGUUAUUUGGUCCAUGUACACCAUGGGAAGAAUGCCUGAGCUUUGGGGAGACGACUGCUUGGAGUUCAAGCCCGAGCGUUGGUUUGAUGGGCAUGGAGGUCUGAAAACUGUCUCGCCUCUCAAAUUCUCGGCAUUCAGCUCGGGUCCACGUAACUGCUUCGGGAAAGAUUUAGCAUAUCUCUUCAUGAAGUCCGUCUCUGCUGCUCUGCUUUCGCAGUACAGCAUUCAACUCGCACCUGGGCACAAAGUCCAGUACGCGUUGUCCAUUAUUCUUCUGAUGGAGAAGGGCCUUCCUGUCACGUUUCAUGCCAGACUAAAAUAGACUGCAAGCCAGUCAGACCACUGUACAGUCUCAAACUCCAGAGUUCACUUGUUUGGAAUCAUUAUAUCGAACCCGCCGGGAGCUGUGAAAGCGACUCAUCAUGCACACUCGAGCUUGUAUUUUGUCUCAUCUUGACUUGAAGGACCAACUUCACCUGCACUUGUGCGGUUAUGUUAACUGGCGGUCGAUUUCGUAGUAGUGUGGUGUGAUCGAUUCCUACGCAUAUGGUGUUUCGGUUUCAGUCCAUAUCUAAUGGAAAUAAUAGGUCCUUCAAAUAGGUUGGAGCUGCGUCAGAAGGUUCUGUUUUGCAAGUGUGGAAUGACAGUGGAGUCUUCUGCUCCAUCUCCAGCCAAUCUGGCUGUGGCGGGACCAAUAGAAUCAUAGCUGCAGGCUCUAGGCAGAAAGACCUCGAAUCACAGUUCUACUCCUAAUCCACUUCUUGGAACCAGCUGUUGCCACUCCUGCCAGUAUGUGCUGAACACUAUUGAGAAGCUAACGCUUCUCAUACUGAAAUUGGAAGGAUCAACGGACAUCGUUGACAUCAAUUUCAACUGCUUUGGAUAUCUCCUCAAUAUUGCGCAAUGAUUCCCCUAUUGUCGGC